CUCCAUCAUCCCACAUCGAAAACUCUCACUUCAAGGACCACUCUUUCUUUCUCACCAGUCAACAAAAGAUGGUGAUGAUGAAUCAUCCACUCUUCUCUAUCACCCUCCCACUUCUUCCAUUACUACUCUUUUCUCAUCCCAUCAUCUCUCUAGCCCAGUCACCCGCCGCCGCACCAACCGCCCCCGCCAAGGCCACCACGGCCAUCACUCCAGCCCCGGUACCCUCCUCACCUCCCACAGACAUCAUCAGAAUCCUCAAAAAGGCCGGCGGAUUCACCACCCUUAUCCGUCUCCUUCAAGCCACGCAAGUUUCCAACCAAAUCAACUCCCAACUCCUUACCACAAACGGUGGCUUAACCUUAUUUGCACCAAACGACAAUGCCUUUUCAAGCCUCAAACCUGGCUUCCUCAACUCCCUCAACGACCAACAAAAGAACGAGCUCAUCCAGUUCCACUUGCUCCCCACAUUCGUUUCCGUUUCAAACUUUGACACUCUCAGCAACCCUGUGAGAACACAGGCCGGUGAAAACCCUGAUAGGUUGGCACUGAACAUAACAAGCUCAGGAGGGAACCAAGUGAACAUGACCACAGGGAUCGUCAACGUUACAUUAGGUGGCACUGUGUACACCGAUCACCAGCUUGCGGUUUACCAAGUGGACAAGGUGCUUCUUCCUCGGGAUUUCUUUGUUGCUAAGCCUCCUGCUCCAGCUCCAGCGCCAGAAAAGCCAAAGGGGUCUAAAAAGAAAUCAGCAGACAGCACUGGAACUCCUGCUGAUGAUGCUGAAUCUGCUGCUAUCAGUGUGAAACAGCAGCAUGCGAUAUGGGUUGCUGUUGCUGCAUUUUCAGUUGCAGCAGUUUUGUGGUGACAAUGAGAGGUUGAAGUUGAAGAAUAUAAGUAUUGAAGUGAAAAUAUACCCUCUAGGGUGGAUUCAAAGAUGAACGAUCAACAUUUUGCAGAUACAUUGGUUUUAAAUAAUUGGCCUUUUUUUUCUGUUCUUUUUCAUUCGCUAAUGGUUCAAGUUUCAGGUUGUGGUGGAGAUUAUAUUUGAUUUAUAAAGGUUUUCUUCCUUCUUUACCCCGUAAGAAAAACUUUAUAUAUCUUCUGUAUUACUUAUGAGAAUUUAAAAUUUGUGUAUAAGUUGCAUACAAUGAUCAUAGAGAAAUGAUACAGAAGUUCUUUUAA
This is a messenger RNA of Vigna radiata var. radiata (mung bean), 1183 nucleotides long. RefSeq names its product fasciclin-like arabinogalactan protein 12. The record is from RefSeq and is a predicted model, not a curated record. Bases 69 to 866 code for a protein of 265 amino acids. The transcript has a single exon. Lineage: Eukaryota; Viridiplantae; Streptophyta; Magnoliopsida; Fabales; Fabaceae.